GUGUAUAUAAAUUUGCAGUGCAACAAGCUGUGCUGUGCAUAAUCAACAUUCAUCAGAUUCAUGGCAUUGUACGUGAAACCCUUGUUGAAUAAUAAUAUAUUUCUUGUGCUGCCCACAAAAUUAUCAAAAUUAUUAUUAUUAAUUUUGAUAUUUUGUUUGAUUUCUUUGAGUGAUGAAAUUACAAUUACUAGUAAGAAUAACAAAGUUGAUAAUGUUGGUGGUGGAAUAACUGCUGAUUUGAUCCAUGGAGACUCUCCCCUUUCCCCUUUCUACGAUCCCUCGUUAACGCCAUUUGAGCGUGUGAGAAACUCGUUUCGUCACUCUCUCGCUCGUCGUCGUUCAAUUAGGUCAAAUAAUUCAAAAUUGUCGCCACCGGAGGCAUUUCUCACUCACAUUUCAGGGUUUUACCUAAUGAAAUUAAGGGUUGGGGAUCCACCGGUGGACUUAAUGGGAAUUGCCGACACGGGGAGCGAUCUGACGUGGACACAAUGCGCCCCUUGCUCCCGUUGCUACAAGCAAAAAACUCCAAUUUUCGAUCCCAAGAAAAGCAAAACCUAUUCAACCGUAUCAUGUAAAUCACAACAAUGCCAAACGUUGAGAUUCGAGAAUCCAUCUUGCGACAAUACAACAAAUGGCUGUCUCUACGAAACAAUUUAUGGCGGCGGGACCCACAGCUCCGGAGACCUAGCAACGGAAACAUUCUUAUUCGAUUCAAAUUUGCCGUUUUCUAAGGUCGCGUUUGGCUGUGGUCACAACAACUUUGUUGGGGAAGGUUUGGGAACGUCCUCUGGGAUAGUCGGCCUCGGUGGGGGACCGGUGUCGAUAAUCAGACAGUUAAAGAAAUAUUAUUCAAUAGACGCCAAAAUCUCGUAUUGUUUGCCGCCUCCUAAUUCCAACGUGUCGAGCAAGAUAAAUUUCGGGAGCAACGCAGUUGUUUCGGGGCCUAAAGUAAUGUCGACACCCUUAGUGAAGAAAGAGCAUGAUACAUUCCACUAUGUUACUUUCGAGGGAAUUAGUGUUGGGAAUAACAAGUUGGCGUUCAAAUCGAAAGAAUCGAGAAAAACGGUGGAGGAAGGGAAUAUGUUUAUCGAUACCGGCAGCACGUAUACGUAUUUGACGACUGAUUUCUAUUUCAAAUUCCUAUCUGCAUUGGAGAAAGCUCUAAAUGGUACUCCUACGGCUAAUCCAGAAGGAGGCUUCCAAGUAUGCUACGAAAAACCCGCAAACGGAAAAUUCAAUUCUCCGACAAUAACGGCACAUUUUAGAGGGGGCGUUGACUUGGUCUUGUCGCCGGAGGGUACGUUUGUGGAGGUGAAUAAAGGGGUGGUGUGUUUGGCUAUGUUGCCUGAUUUUUCAAAUGACUUAGUUUUUGGAAAUUCACAGAUGAUUAAUUAUCUGAUUGGAAUUGAUCUUGAGAAUCAAAAGGUUGAUUUCUUGCCAACUAAUGAUUGCACCAACCCCAAUUAG
Messenger RNA from Erythranthe guttata (spotted monkey flower), 1467 nucleotides. RefSeq names its product aspartic proteinase CDR1. Gene Ontology annotation, cellular component: extracellular region. Gene Ontology annotation, biological process: proteolysis. The record is from RefSeq and is a predicted model, not a curated record. Lineage: Eukaryota; Viridiplantae; Streptophyta; Magnoliopsida; Lamiales; Phrymaceae. Gene Ontology annotation, molecular function: aspartic-type endopeptidase activity.